GCACAUGAUGCUGUUAAGAGAUUUUGUUUUUUAAUUUCUCUGUUGAAAAUAUUUUGAUCCAAGCUUCAUCUUAAAUGAUCUGUAAUUAAGUCACACUACUAGUGUGAAUAGCUGCAAUCAUGAAUGUGAUAAUUUAACGUAUUCCUGCCAAAAUGUGGGCUAUUAUUAAGUUUGCAGAGUGAGUUAAUUGAAGGACAGAAUGCAAGGUAAGUAUCGCAAAUCACAACACCUGGGAAUAAAUUAUAAAGGGUAUUGUCGGGUGCUGCAGACCACAUGACAAGUCCGAAACGCUGUAAUCCUAAAAUUUCUGACAUGGAGAAACGAGCAGUGUAGAAAGCUCCUGAAAAACUGAUUUUAAGGAAUGUUGCGUACAACCUUCACAACAGGCAUCUAUCUUUCACAAUAAAUACAAAAUACCACGCAAAUUAUGCGUAUUGAAAACUUAACGCUGUUAUUAUCAAGAUUCGAAGAAAAUAAUUACACAAUCUUACUCAAAUCAGUUAUUUUGGUUUUCUUUCAGAAAUUACCAGCAGCCUGAGUAACAUGGAUUUUGAAAAGGCGUACAACACUGUGCACCUGGAUGGCACACGAGAAUACUCUCUCUUCCUACUACGAGCAUUGCUCAUCUGUGGCUGCAGUGUUUAUCUUUGCAAAUAGUUUGAUUUUCUUUCUGUGCCUUAUCGGCAAUACUCUUGUCUGUAUGAUUGUUUUGGAAAACAAACAUUUCAUUCUUAAUCUGGCUAUAAGUGACCUGGUUGGCAUAUUUCGCUUGCCUAUCACCCUUGUGGACAACUUGAUAACAGGUUGGCCAUUUGAUGAGGUAAUUUGUCAAAUGAGCGGACUGAUACAAGGAGCUUCUGUGUCAGCAUCUGUGUUUACUCUGGUGACCAUUGCAGUGGAAAGGUUUUGUUGUAUCAUCUACCCCUUUCAGAAGAAGCUCACCCUGAGACAAGCAAUUGUCAUCAGCGUGUUCAUCUGGGCCUUAGCUGUGAUCAUCAUGUGUCCGUCUGCCAUCACACUUACAGUCUCCCUGGAUGAUUAUCACCCGAUGGUGGACACCGACAACAGCACCUUCCCCAUGUAUACUUGCUGGGAAGCCUUGUCUGACCAGGGGAUGAGAAAAAUAUACACCACAGUCCUUGAACAUUUUUCCGUUCGCACACUGUUUGACAUUCUUUAACAGUAGUGUAAACCCUAUUAUCUGUGGAUAUUUUAAUGAGAACUUCAGCGGUGGUUUUCAGGCAGCCUUUAAGUUUCAGCUUUGCCUGUUCAGGUGGGGUCUCUCUGGUGACCCAGCAGUCAGAGUCACCGGUGCUUGGACUCACAACAAAUGAAGAACGAAGUGCUGGGAGGAGGAGAAACUAAAUGAACUUUUGCUGGAGGACCUAAGCUUGUCACUAUUUCAUGUUAUUUCAGCUUUCUGAAAGUGCCAGUAAUAUUCUCUGUGGAGAAAAUACAUUGUGAUCCAUUGCGAUUGAAUGGAUUUGUUAUUCUUUCUUUCUCCAUUUCUGCAUGCAAUUGUAAUGUGUGGAAAGCGUUUGCUUUUAUGGGAGUGAUCAGUAGAUGUAUGUAACAAAUAAUACCUAGAUAUCACAUAAGCGCAGCUAGUUCAGGCAGGGCAAUCGGGCAGCGCGCGUCAU
Molecule: messenger RNA, 1640 nt
Organism: Hypomesus transpacificus
Lineage: Eukaryota; Metazoa; Chordata; Actinopteri; Osmeriformes; Osmeridae
Product: neuropeptide FF receptor 1-like
Biological process (GO): G protein-coupled receptor signaling pathway
Cellular component (GO): membrane
Molecular function (GO): neuropeptide receptor activity; peptide binding
Source: RefSeq, a predicted model, not a curated record